AUGGACAACUCUAUGGCUCGUCUCAGAGCAUACCAGAUAUCCCAAUUCUUCUCUCCCGACGACCGUCCGACACAGCAAGAAUGCGACGAAUUUGCGGAACAUGCCACGGGACAAAAGAGUACACCGACGCUGGUCCAAGGAGGAAGCAGCUACACGGUUGUUACUGGGAACUUUGUUAUUCAAUUUCGAGCACCCAAUGCCGGUUUAGACCUAGAGUUUCUGAGACACGUCGAACAGGCUUAUCAAGGCUUUAUGCCGAGUCACAGUGACUUGGGGAGGUUCAAGGGGUUGUGGGUGUACAAGAUGCGAAAUGUGGGCGGAGUUUCGUUUUAUCUUGCCCGGGACAGUUUAUACGCGAAUGGCUGUUUACUCCUACUACAGACAAUCUCGGAUUUCGCUCGCUUCUUCGCCUCACCAUGGCACAACACCCCAAAAACAACCCCCCUCCCAGACCGCCAUCUCCUCCUCACCAAAUACACCACCCAACUCUCCCACCUCUCCUCAGGCUUCCCGGCACGCUUCCACCCCAUCCUAAACCGCCUCAUCCCCCGUCUCCCAGACAUCCUGUCCGAAGACUGGCCCCUAGUCUCCAACCACAUCGACCUUCUCGAGAACAACAUCCACGCCGACCCAGCCACAGGAAAAUUAACUGGUAUCUGCGACUGGGCCGACGCGGAAAUCAGACCCUUUGGGAUGUCCCUCGGCGGGGUGGAGAAUAUACUCGGGAUUCCGAAAUGGGUUAAAGAAACCGGACGGACGGAUCAUGUGUAUCAUGCUAAUCAUCGGGAGCUGAGGGGGUUGUUUUAUCAGGAGUUGUAUGAGGCGAUGGGGGAUGUGUUGGAUAGGGAUAGGGAGAGGGUUGAGACGGCGAGGUUGGUUGGGCUUUUUCUUGGGAAUGCAUGGCGGUAUGAUGGGGAUGGGAAGCAGUUGCCAGCGGGAGAGGAGGAGCAUGGGUUGCAGUAUGUUGAUGCUGUUUUGAGGGGGACUUGUGAUGGGUACUGUAUGUGA
Molecule: messenger RNA, 1008 nt
Organism: Dichotomopilus funicola
Lineage: Eukaryota; Fungi; Ascomycota; Sordariomycetes; Sordariales; Chaetomiaceae
Exons: 2
Coding region: 1-1008 (335 amino acids)
Source: RefSeq, a predicted model, not a curated record